AUGCCUGCCCUUGUCAAUCAUGGUGGUGAUGAUGAACUGUAUCCCGGGGGUUCGAUGGAUUUGGGGGGUAGGUUGUUUACGGUUAGUUCCAAUGUUGAUGUGUACUCCUCUCCUACGAAGCGAGCUCGAAUCAGUGUCCCGUUUAGCUUUGGAGAUCUUGAGCCUGAGCGUCAGGUGGAUCAUAAGUCUAGUGUUGAGAUUCUUCCUGACGAAUGUCUCUUUGAGAUAUUCAGAAGGCUUUCGAGUGGCAAAGAGAGAAGCUCGUGUGCUUGUGUAUCGAAAAGGUGGCUUAUGCUUGUGAGCGGUAUAUGCAAAGAUGAAACUGAAACUGUUGUGAAAACGAUUUCUUCGGAUGAGAGUCAUGAAGAUGUUGAAGGUGAUGGUGAUGGCUACCUUACGAGGCGUUUGGAAGGGAGGAAAGCAACUGAUGUGAGACUUGCUGCUAUUGCUGUUGGGACUAGUUGGCGCGGUGGACUUGGGAAGCUGUCGAUUAGAGGAAACAACUCAGUUCGAGGUAUUACAAACCGCGGUCUCUCGGCCGUUGCUAAUGGUUGCCCUUCUCUCAGAUCACUUUCACUGUGGAAUGUGUCUUCUGUUGGUGAUAAGGGUCUUUGUGAGAUUGGAAAAAGAUGUCAUAUGUUGGAGAAGCUCGACUUGUGCCAUUCUCAGUGGAUCACGAACAAGGGUUUGAUUGCGAUAGCUGAAGGUUGCCCUAACUUGACCACGUUAAACAUUGAAUCGUGUUCAAAGAUCGGAAAUGAGGGUUUGCAAGCUGUUGCGAAGUUGUGUCCUAAUUUACACUCAAUCUCUAUCAAGGAUUGUCCUCUUGUUGGUGAUCAUGGAGUGUCUAGUUUGUUAUCAUCGGCUUCUGAGUUGUCAAGGGUAAAGCUUCAGAUCUUGAAUAUUACCGAUUUUUCUCUGGCUGUUGUUGGCCAUUAUGGAAAGUCGAUAACGAAUCUGGUUCUUAGCGGACUUCGAAAUGUGAAUGAAAGAGGGUUUUGGGUCAUGGGUGUUGCUCAUGGUCUACAGAAACUGGUUUCACUUACUAUAACUUCAUGCCAUGGGGUAACUGAUCCGAGCAUCGAAGCCAUCAGUAAGGGUUGCCCAAAUCUGAAGCACAUGUGCCUUCGCAGGUGUUGCUUUGUAACCGACAGUGGAUUGGUUGCAUUUUCCAAAUCUGCUGGAUCUCUGGAGAAUUUGCAUUUGGAAGAGUGUAACAGGUUCACUCAAUCUGGGAUUCUCGGCGCCCUUUCGAGCAUCAAAGCAAAGCUGAAAUCACUCACACUUGUGAAGUGUAUGGGAAUUAAAGACAUUGAGGUGGAAGUAUCUAUGCUUUCACCUUGUGAGUCUCUUCGAUCUAUAACAAUUAAAAACUGUCACGGUAUCGGAAGUGCUAGUCUGGCUAUGAUUGGGAAGCUGUGUCCCCAACUUCAGCAUGUUGAUCUGACCGGACUAUACGGCAUAACAGACGCAGGCCUUCUCCCACUUUUGGAGAAUUCUGAGGCUGGACUCGUCAAGGUGAACCUUACAGGUUGCUGGAACUUGACCGAUAACAUAGUUUCCGCCAUGACCAGACUACACGGCGGAACUCUGGAAGUACUAAAUCUCGACGGAUGCUGGAACAUUACUGAUGCAAGCUUGGUUGCAAUUGCAGACAACUGCCUACUGCUCAAUGAUCUAGAUAUGUCGAGGUGUGCAAUCACUGAUGCCGGUGUAUCUGUUCUCUCUGAUGCCGAUCACCUUAGUUUGCAGGUUCUCUCUAUAUCUGGCUGUUCUGAAAUAUCCAACAACUGUAUGCCUUUCCUGAAGAAAUUGGGCAUGAACUUGAUGGGAUUGAACCUUCAAAACUGCAUGGGAAUCGGCAGCAACACGAUUGAGUUACUCAUGGAGAGCCUGUGGAGAUGUGAUAUUCUGGCCUAA
Messenger RNA from Lathyrus sativus (Indian pea), 1920 nucleotides. The record is from the annotation of a GenBank genome assembly. NCBI's taxonomy places the organism in Eukaryota, Viridiplantae, Streptophyta, Magnoliopsida, Fabales, Fabaceae.